AUGAAAACAGUGUUGCUUAUUGCUUUGAUCACUAUAGCAUUCACUGCUAGAGUUUAGUAAAAGAAUAUGGCAAAAAUCACAACUGAUUUGAAAAAAAGCACUUAUGGAAAUGCACUCCUUCAUUUAGUUGAACUUCAUUCAAUGGCUGGAGGACCUGUAUAAGAAUUGAUUGAUGCUAUUGAAGAGCUUAUUAAUGACCUUGAAGAAGAAUUAGAUGAAUUAGAAUUUAAUUUCUAAUAAAGAACAAAUGAACAUAAUUCAUUAGUCAUUGGAUAUGAAUAAGAUAUUUAGGAUGCUGUAAUUGGUAACAUAAUUAAAUAAUAAUUUAGAUGUUAAUAAUACAUAAGAUACCUUGGAUAACUUACUUUUCCCAAGAAGAGAAUAACUUUAAGUUAGAAUUGAAUAAAUUCAAGAAAAUUAGGAAGCCAAUAGAAAAAAUUAUGAUGAAGCAGUACUUACUAGAGAAUAAGAACAUGAAGAUUUUGAAUUUUAAGUUGCAGAAUUAAAUGAUGCUACAGCUGCUGUUGAUGAUGCUCUUGCCCUUCUUUCAUCACUUACAAAUCCAUCACUUCUCUAGAUUAAGAGAUUCUAAAAUUCAUUGAAAAAUAUUGAAUCCAAAAUUAAAUCUAGAUCUAAGAUGGCACCUAUGAUCAAAGCUCUUAUCACCUUAGCUUCUAAUUAAAACUUCUCAGAUUAAGGAGUUAUUGGUUAAAUUGUAGAUGCACUUAAUGAAUUCAGAAAUGCUAUUGUUGAUUCAAUUAAUGCUUAAACAGCUGCUGAAGCUGAUGCUUAAGCUGAUCAUGAAGAAUAUUUAGAAUAAUUAGAUGCUGAAUAUGCAGAAUUCUAAAGACAAAUCAAUAGAGUUAAUGUUGACUUGACAGCCACAAAUGGUAAUUAAAUAAAAAUUAAUCAAAUUAGAAAAAAUCGACUAAUUAAGUGAAUUUAGAGAUUAAAGAGAAGCUGAUAGAAAACAAUAUAUUGCAGAACUUGAGUUAGAAAAUAACACAUAUGCUGAGGAAACCGAUAUUUACACUAACUUAAAGAAUGAAUUCACAAGAGAAUUAGGAAUAAGUGAAUAAGCCUUAUCAGUUGUCUAAAGUGCUGACUUUACCAACAUUUAAGUUUGAG
Messenger RNA from Paramecium pentaurelia, 1128 nucleotides. The record is from the annotation of a GenBank genome assembly. NCBI's taxonomy places the organism in Eukaryota, Ciliophora, Oligohymenophorea, Peniculida, Parameciidae.